CUCAGUAAGACAGCAGCACACACUGAGAGAGUAUCGCUAAAAAGACGCAUUCACCGCAGUGUAUGAACGCAUGUUGUGUUCUUCAGUGUUCUCAGUAACCAUUGCUGAUUCUUGUGCCGCCUCCAGCCACCAUGGGUUGUUCACUGACGUUGUCACUACCACUGGUCGCUGCUAGCAGCUAAUGCAUGCCCUAAAAAAAGUGGUUAUGGCAGGUUGCGUGCGUGCUGUGCUCCUCCAGCUGUGUGUGGCUGCUCUCCUCUGUCUGCUGGUUAGUGGAUAUAGAAGGCCACUCGGACGACAUCAAGGGCCACACGGACAUCAUGGGCCACAUGGACGUCAUCAAGAGCCAAACGGACGUUACGAGCGUGGAACGAGAACAUGUUCGGAUGCAGAAUUCACAUGUCAGCCGUCAGGUAAAUGCAUCCCUAAGAUUUGGGAGUGUGAUGGUGAUCCUGACUGUCCAGACUCCAGCGACGAGGAGGACUGCACAUUAACUACACCAGCACCGCCGCCAGUACCAUCAACAACACAGACAGGGAGAACAUGUUCAGAUGUAGAAUUCACAUGUCAGCCGUCAGGCAAAUGCAUCCCUAAGAUUUGGGAGUGUGAUGGUGUUUCUGACUGUCCAGACUCCAGCGACGAGAACUGUAUAUUAACUACGCCAGCACCGCCGCCAUUACCAUCAACAUCACAGACAGGGGAAAACUGCUCUGAAGAACAGUUCAGAUGUGAGUCAUCUGGCGAGUGUAUUCCUCGUCUGUGGGUUUGUGAUGAUGUAUCAGAUUGUUCAGACUCAAGUGAUGAAGAAAACUGUGUCAUCAUACCAGCAGAAUCAUCGCCUUCAUCGAAAAGAACAUGUUCGGACGUAGAAUUCACAUGUCAGCCGUCAGGUAAAUGCAUCCUUAAGUAUUGGAAGUGUGAUGGUGAUCCUGAUUGUCCAGACUCCAGCGACGAGGAGAACUGCACGUUAACUACGCCAGCACCGCCGCUAGUACCAUCAACAACACAGACAGGGAAAACCUGUUAUGAAGAACAGUUCAGAUGUGAGUCAUCUGGCGAGUGUAUUCCUCGUCUGUGGGUUUGUGAUGAUGAAUCAGACUGUCAAGACUCAAGUGAUGAGGGAAACUGUGUCAGCAUACAAUCACCAGCACCAUCACCGCCUCCACCGAAGAAAACAUGUUCGGGCGUAGAAUUCACAUGUCAGCCGUCAGGUAAAUGCAUCCCUAAGGAUUGGGAGUGUGAUGGUGAUCCUGACUGUCCAGACUCCAGCGACGAGGAGAACUGCACGUUAACUACGCCAGCACCGCCGCCAGUACCAUCAACAACACAGACAGGGAAAACCUGUUCUGAAGAACAGUUCAGAUGUGAGUCAUCUGGCGAGUGUAUUCCUCGUCUGUGGGUUUGUGAUGAUGAAUCAGACUGUCUAGACUCAAGUGAUGAAGGAAACUGUGUCAGCACACAAUCACCAGCACCAUCACCGCCUCCAUCGAAGAAAACAUGUUCGGACGUAGAAUUCACAUGUCAGCCGUCAGGUAAAUGCAUCCCUAAGGAUUGGAAGUGUGAUGGUGAUCCUGAUUGUCCAGACUCCAGCGACGAGGAGAACUGCACGUUAACUACGCCAGCACCGCCGCCAGUACCAUCAACAACACAGACAGGGAAAACCUGUUCUGAAGAACAGUUCAGAUGUGAGUCAUCUGGUGAGUGUAUUCCUCGUCUGUGGGUUUGUGAUGAUGAAUCAGACUGUCUAGACUCAAGUGAUGAAGGAAACUGUGUCAGCAUACAAUCACCAGCACCAUCACCGCCUCCAUCGAAGAUUAAAUGCUUGGAGAAUUACUUCAAUUGUGUCAAGAAAGACGAAUGUAUCCCAGAUAAUUGGAGGUGUGACGGAGAGAAAGACUGUCUAGACGGUACUGACGAGUUAGAGUGUGACAGUCCAGACGACAUAAAACAACCAUCACUAGCACCUCCCUUUGACCAGUUUGGUCAUCUGGAAAAGUGUGUAGGAGACCAGUUUCUGUGUAAGCCAAAUGGCAGUUGUUACCCGUCAUCCUGGUUGUGUGACGGUCAUACUGACUGUGAAGAUGGUACUGAUGAGCUGAUUUGCCCACAGAAGGAAGAUCCGUGUGAGAGAAAAGAGUGCAGCCACCGCUGUUUGUCGUCACUUCUGCUGCCUUCAGGCUUCAUUUGCUACUGCCCUUCAGGAAUGCGGCUUCAGGACGACCGUCGCACCUGUGUUGCCAAGGAACCCGACCAAGUGAUGGAGUUCCCAGGGAAAACCGGCUAGUGUUCGGACACCUGUAUUUGCUGUGGGACACCCCGGUGUGUGCUGUGGGACACCCAGGUGUGUGCUGUGGGACACCCAGGUGUGUGCUGUGGGACACCCAGGUGUGUGCCGUGGGACACCCAGGUGUGUGCCAUGGGACACCCAGGUGUGUGCCGUGGGACACCCAGGUGUGUGCCGUGGGACACUCAGGUGUGUGCCGUGGGAUACCCAGGUGUGUGCCGUGGGACACCCAGGUGUGUGCCGUGGGACACCCCGGUAUGUGCCGUGGGAAACCUAGGUGUGUGCCGUGGGACACCCCAGUGUGUGCCGUGGGACACCCAAGUGUGUGCCGUCGGACACCCAGGUGUGUGCUGUGGGACACCCAGGUGUGUGCCGUGGGACACCCAGGUGUGUACCGUGGGACACCCAGGUGUGUGCCGUCGGACAUCCCGGUGUGUGCUAUGGGACACCCAGGUGCGUGCCGUGGGACACCCAGGUGUGUGCCGUGGGACACCCAGGUGUGUUCUGUGGGACACCUAAUCAUGGAGGGUUCUAGUAGAUAAUGUUGGUGUAGAAAUACACAAGAGUAUGGCUGGUAACACUUGUAUUUGCAAAGCUGUGAGGGGAGCCCUUGGCUAGCCUGUUUGCCUGUAGGUCUAUCUGGGAACUGAGGGAGAGGCAGAGCGUCUGACGCUCACAUGUGGCAUCACGCGACGUCACAUAUUAGCCGCUAAGUGUAGCAAGGGGUCGUCUAUAUAAAAUAUAUGGAUGGUACUAUGAUACUCAGAUAUGCCACACGACAUAUGUAGGAGAUCAGCAACCAUGCUAUAUAGACGACCCCUUGCUAGACUUAACGGCUAGUAUGUGACGUCACGUGAUGCCACAUGUGAGCGUGAGACGCUCUGCCUCUCCCUCAGUUCCCGGAUAGACCUACAGGCGGCUACAGGCAGGCUGGGCCAAUCCCCUCACAGGGACACCCAGGUGUCUGCUGUGGGACACCCAGCAGUGUGUCGUCAUAACACAAGCUGUUGUUUACUAAUUAUAUGCAGAGCUUUUAAUCCUCACAAAGGUCAUUAAUAAAGUAUGAGUUAAACUGCAAA
Molecule: messenger RNA, 3363 nt
Organism: Cherax quadricarinatus
Lineage: Eukaryota; Metazoa; Arthropoda; Malacostraca; Decapoda; Parastacidae
Source: RefSeq, a predicted model, not a curated record